AUGGCUGUGUGGGAACACUUAGCGGUCUCAAAGUCGCAUGUCGCAUACGCCUGCGUAGGCGUCUUUUCGGCGAUUUUCUCGCUGGCGUCGCUGUUUGCGAAGGAAAAACUGUACAUCGGAGAAUCUACUGUGGCUGUCAUUUUUGGGCUCAUCGUGGGUCCUCACUGCUUGAACUGGUUCAACCCACUGACGUGGGGGAACUCAGACUCGAUAACACUCGAGAUCACACGGGUUGUGCUGUGUUUACAGAUUUUUGCGGUCGCAGUUGAACUGCCUAAAAAGUACAUGCUCAAGCACUGGGCCUCGGUUGCGAUGCUGCUUUUGCCCGUUAUGACCGCAGGCUGGCUAGUUGUUGCUCUCUUUGUUUGGAUUGUGGUACCUAAUUUGAACUUUCCUGAAGCGCUUUUAAUUUCUUCGUGCGUUACAGCUACCGAUCCUAUUCUGGCUCAGUCUGUAGUGUCCGGUAAGUUUGCGCAACGUGUUCCAGGCCAUUUGAGAAACCUUUUGUCAGCUGAAAGUGGCUGCAAUGACGGUAUGGCCUUUCCUUUCAUCUACCUUUCUUUAAACUUGCUUUUCUAUCCUGGUAAUGGCAGGGAAAUUGUGAAAGACUGGUUCUGCGUAACUAUUCUGUACGAAUGCGUUUUCGGGUGCAUUUUAGGUGCGGUAAUAGGCUACACUGGCAGAAGAGCCAUUAAGUUUGCAGAAGAACGCAAGCUGAUUGAUCGUGAGUCGUUUUUGGCGUUCUACGUCUGUCUGGCUUUUAUAUGUGCCGGUUUCGGUUCCAUCCUUGGCGCAGACGACCUACUGGUCUCAUUUGCGGCGGGUACUGCUUUCGCGUGGGACGGUUGGUUCUCUAACAAAACCAAAGAAAGUGAAAUCUCCACUAUUAUCGAUUUGCUGCUAAACUUGGCUUAUUUUGUAUACUUUGGAGCCAUUAUUCCGUGGCAACAGUUCAAUGAUGCCGAACUUGGUCUUAACGCCUGGAGACUCAUCAUUUUGGGUAUUGUGGUUAUUACUUUGCGCAGAAUUCCGGCUGUACUUGCAUUCAAAACGAUGAUCCCUGAUAUCAAGUCUUGGAGAGAAGCCAUUUUUGUAGGCCAUUUUGGGCCUAUCGGCGUAGGUGCCAUUUUUGCUGCUAUAAUGGCUCGUUCAGAACUUGAAAGUCAUGCUACUGGCGAAGAAACGCCAUUGAAACAGUUACCGGAAAAGGGAACUAAGUACUGGAAAUUGAUUGCAAUUAUUUGGCCCAUUACAUGCUUCUUUAUCAUCGUCUCAAUUAUUGUGCACGGCUCAUCUGUGGCAGUUAUAACAUUAGGGCGUCAUUUGAACACGAUCACGUUGACAAAAUCUUUCACUACUCAUACAACUAAUGGGAAGGGUUCUUCUUGGAUGCAAAGAUUGCCUGCUUUGGACAAAUCUGGCCGUUCAUUUUCACUGCAAAGAAUUGACACUAAAGCAGACCCUGAUACCCUUGCUCGUCAAGAUACGGUAGAAACUAGUGGAGUUCCCGCAAAGCCAGCUGGCGGCAUGAAAAGAAAGCGCAGAAACUUGAAGAAAAGACUCAAGAGAGAUUUAUUUAAAUCGCGCGCUACUUCGUCGGGCGGAGCAUCUGAAAGCCCAGAUAGCGCUGAUCACGAAAGAAUUCAACGUGAGAGGGAAGCGCAAGCAGCUGCUUUUGCUUUAAGCUCUCAACUGCGUCCUCACGAAAGCGAUGCUUACGAUGAAACCAACAUCGACGAAGAAGAUGACGCUGAUGCCACUUUAGAUUCCAUUGACGUGAUGAGUCCUGCGGAAGCCUCUGAUGCGAUAAAUCGUCUAGAUGCCAUAUCUGGUCAUUGUACUGACCCUGAAGCCGAACACUUGGAUGAUGACUUGAACAAAACGCAGCAUUCUCAAUCUCAGUCUCAAUUCUCAGAGGAUCAAGUAGCUCUGCCGGGUGCUACUACUACUUCGUCAUCUAACUUCGAUGAAGAAAAGUUCGAAAAGGAGUCUCAGGCUGGAUCUGUUGACAGUUAUUCCAAGGAUCUAGAAAAGCUAAAGAGGGAAAUGGAACAAAAGGUGGAGGAAGAAGAAGGUACUGUUGCAUACGCUGAAGGAAACAGAAUUAUUGUCGAAAACAGUCAAGGUGAAAUCAUAGAUCAAGCAGAGCUCAAUCGCGGCCCAAGAGAUGAGGAGGAAGGCUCUGGUCAUAAGCUGAGUAGAAGCUCCAGUCGAGGCGGUUCCAAAAUGAGUGCUUUGAAACGUGUCAUUACCCCACCACCACUGAGAAGACAAACUCUUAUCGAUGAACAAGCCAACAAGAGGUACUUUGCAUACAGAAUCGACGGCCAACUAAUCAUCGAAAAUGAUGACGGGGACGUGCUCCGAAGAUAUAAGAUAAAUCCACAUGAAACGAUAGGCUCACAGACCAGUGGUAAGCAAAAGGGACCUGGAAUGGUCGCCAAGGCCUUAUCAGCCGUGGGUCUGUCUAAAAGUACAUCCGCAUCGUCUUCACACCCUGGCAAGGAUCAAUUGCCAGACCCAGCUGCUAAAAUUAGAGGUCGCCGUUUGACGCCUGUACCAACCACAGGGGCGUUGGCGGAAGCACCAACGGACGAAAAUGAGUUCAACAGCAAUGAGUACGAAGAUGAUGAAGAAUAUGACAGCGAUGGAGUCCCAGAUUCGGAGGGUGAUGACUACGAAGAUGGGUCCGAAGCCGCGAUUGGAUCGGACGCUGAGUCGUCGGGUAGCGAGGAGUUUAGCGACGAAGAACCCGAGACUGCGAUUGAAAGAAGCCGACGGUUAACAGCUCUCGGUCAUGUCGCGGCUCCGAGACGCGAUGACGAUGAAGAGGAGUCAAUCGAUGCAGCUGCCAUAGCUCCUGUGAGGGAGCGCGAUGCUUCCUCAAACAAGGUAAAAUCUGCUUUGGGGCGUACAUUUCGCAAGCAGUAG
Messenger RNA from Lachancea nothofagi CBS 11611, 2931 nucleotides. The record is from the annotation of a GenBank genome assembly. Lineage: Eukaryota; Fungi; Ascomycota; Saccharomycetes; Saccharomycetales; Saccharomycetaceae.